Molecule: messenger RNA, 1262 nt
Organism: Coccinella septempunctata (seven-spotted ladybird)
Lineage: Eukaryota; Metazoa; Arthropoda; Insecta; Coleoptera; Coccinellidae
Product: erlin-1-like
Exons: 5
Coding region: 195-1169 (324 amino acids)
Biological process (GO): SREBP signaling pathway
Cellular component (GO): endoplasmic reticulum membrane; endoplasmic reticulum
Molecular function (GO): cholesterol binding; ubiquitin protein ligase binding
Source: RefSeq, a predicted model, not a curated record
CUAAAAAAAGGCAAUGUCAAAAAUAUCAACAAACCGAUAAAAAAUCGAUUUUUUCUGCUUUCGUAUGAAGAUAUCGAACAUUCCUCGUUAUUAAUUAUGCAUAAAUAACUCUUUUAAGUAUGAUACACAUCAUUCACUUUGUACACUGAAUAAUAAAGUUCGAUUCGAUCCAUUACGUGUAUUCUUUUGUAAAAAUGUCUCGUUAUCUGGACCACAUACUGAUAGGCGGCAUUUUAAGUUCGCUUUUUAUUAUAUACAAUUACUCAUUGCACAAAAUUGAGGAAGGCCAUGUUGGCGUUUAUUAUAGGGGAGGGGCUCUUUUGCCAGACCUCAGUAAUCCAGGAUAUCAUAUGUUAUUUCCUUUUUUAACUUCGUUCAAAUCAGUUCAGGUUACACUCCAAACUGACGAAGUCAAAAAUGUUCCAUGUGGAACGAGUGGAGGGGUUAUAAUAUAUUUCGACAGAAUUGAAGUUGUUAAUCAUCUUAAUGCUAAUAGCGUACUGGAUAUCGUUAAGAAUUAUACUGCUGAUUACGAUAAGACCCUGAUUUUCAACAAAGUGCAUCAUGAACUGAAUCAAUUUUGUAGUACCCAUACUCUCCAUGAAGUAUAUAUAGAUCUCUUCGAUCAACUUGAUGAAAACCUGAAACAAGCUCUGCAGAAAGAUUUGUUAGAAAUGGCACCUGGCCUAAGAAUUCAAGCUGUUAGACUCACCAAACCGAAAAUUCCAGAAGUUAUAAGAAAAAAUUACGAAUUAAUGGAGGGAGAAAAAACAAAACUCCUUAUAGCUGUUCAACACCAAAAGGUUGUCGAAAAGGAUGCAGAAACUGAACGAAAGCGAGCUAUAAUCGAAGCUGAAAAAGAAGCUCAAGUUGCCAAAAUACAGCACGAGCAGAAAAUAAUGGAGAAAGAAUCACACCAAAGAAUAUCCCAAAUUGAAGAUGAAAUGCAUCUUGCUAGGCAGAAAAGUCGCACUGAUGCAGAUUUUUAUAGACUUAAACAAGAAGCUGAAGCUAACAAACUGUUAUUCACACCGGAAUAUAUAGAACUGAAGAAAUAUGAAUCUUUGGGCCAAAAUAGCAAGGUCUACUUUGGUAGUGAAAUUCCUCACACUUUUAUACAAACUGAUAGUUCAGCAAGUGUAAUGAAAACAUUGGAUGUGAAAAAGUGAAUUUCUAAAUGUCAUUCUUUGUGAUAUUGCUCAUGUGUUAAAUGUUUGUCAUUGUUAUCCUUCUUUCUACCAAAUAUAUAAAUUUUAAGGUGA